Thalassophryne amazonica is the source of this 1446-nucleotide messenger RNA. It is a transcript of the gene ghrhrb, whose product is annotated as growth hormone releasing hormone receptor b. Gene Ontology annotation, molecular function: vasoactive intestinal polypeptide receptor activity; peptide hormone binding; G protein-coupled peptide receptor activity. The record is from RefSeq and is a predicted model, not a curated record. Gene Ontology annotation, cellular component: plasma membrane. The transcript is spliced from 13 exons. Gene Ontology annotation, biological process: adenylate cyclase-modulating G protein-coupled receptor signaling pathway; cell surface receptor signaling pathway. NCBI's taxonomy places the organism in Eukaryota, Metazoa, Chordata, Actinopteri, Batrachoidiformes, Batrachoididae. Bases 16 to 1383 code for a protein of 455 amino acids.
CGUUUUGUGCUCAGGAUGUACCUGCCGCGCGCACAAUGGAUGGUGACAUUAUUCGUUCACUUGUGUUUGCAGCUGUGGCCACCGACGGAGGCCAUCCACUCUGAAUGUGCCGUGGUGCUGGAGCACAAGAAGGCCCAAGAAGACUGCAGUGACAUCAUCAAAGAGGAGACCGCCAACCGUGGCAACAGCACAGGUUGUCCGACAGAUUGGGACGACUUUUGCUGUUGGUAUCAUGCUGAGGUUGGACAGGUGGUCAAUAUCUCAUGUGCCAACGUCUUCCAGCUGUUUGUAAAUAACCAAGUUUACAUCUACAGGAACUGCACAGAGGAUGGAUGGUCUGAGCUCUACCCCUCCUACGAGGACGCCUGCGAGAUUGUAGAUGCAGAACCAGAGAUGACAUACUUCUCCAAUUUCAAGCAGGUGUACACCGCGGGCUAUGCCACCUCCCUAAUCUCACUCAUACUGGCCAUUUUUGUUUUCACUGUGUUCAGAAAGUUUCAUUGCACCAGAAACUACAUCCACAUCAACCUGUUCAUCUCCUUCAUCCUGAGAGCGAGUGCUGUCUUCAUCAAAGACGGAAUUCUGUUUGCAGAUGAAGACCUGGACCACUGCUUCAUGUCCACGACUUCCUGUAAAUCAGCAGUGGCCUUUUUCCAGUUCUGCAUCCUGUCGAACUACUUCUGGCUGCUGGUAGAGGGCAUGUACCUGCAGACGCUGCUCGCCCUCACGUUCGUCUUCCAGAAGAAAUAUUUCUGGUGGUACAUUCUCAUUGGCUGGGGUGUUCCGACACUAAUCCUGAUGGUGUGGAUCCUCACGAGAAACUUCUACGACAACAGGGGCUGCUGGGAUGACACAGAUGUCACCUUCAUCUGGUGGAUCAUAAGGGGUCCAAUCACAGUGUCUCUACUGGUGAACUUCAUCAUCUUUAUCAAUGUGAUCCGGAUUCUGGUCCAGAAGCUGAGGUCUCCCGCUGUCGGUGGCAACGACACCAGUCAUUUCAAGAGACUGGCCAAGUCCACUCUGCUCCUGAUCCCGCUGUUUGGGAUGCACUACAUGGUGUUCGCCUUCCUGCCCGAAAACACCGGUGCGGAAGCACGGAUCUUCAUCGAGCUCGGUGUCGGAUCAUUCCAGGGAUUCACUGUGGCGUUGCUUUACUGUUUCCUGAACGGUGAGGUGCAGGCAGAACUGAAGAAGAAGUUCUGGAAGUGGCAGAUGCAGAGCUUCCUGAGCUACAGCAAACGGCGCCGUCCCUUGUUCACUGACAGCAUCACGGUCAGCACUCAGAUAUCAGUCCUGGACAAGUCCAGCCCCAAGGAGCCGUCGUGCAUAGAAACACACGCCCUCACACAAACGGCCACGCCCAGCACCAUGUCCACUGUCUGAGAAACUGCUCACGGCCUUCAACGUCAUUAUGAUGUAUGAAGCUAGUGAUGAAAUCACAGAGAC